CAGCGCAGCCCGCCGCGCGGCGCCAGCCCGCUCCAGGGCAGCGCACGCGGCAGGGGAGGCCCCGGGGCAGCGCAAGGCGCGGCGACGCUGGCGGCCCCGCGCACCCCCAGGGCGGCGCGGUCCAGGUCGCCCGGGCCCCUGCCGGACCUCCUCGCGCCGCAGCAGCACCCAUCUCGGCCUCCCACGAGGGGCUCGGAGCAGCGGGGGUCGGAGGAGGCCUCUACCCAAGGCGGGAGGUUUUGGAUCACCUUCGGGCCUUUGCGGGCUCCGCGGCCGUCAAGAGGUACGCAGGUCCCCAGCCGCUGCGCGCACCCCGAGGGUAAACAGCCAUACACCACAGGCUGCACGCCUCGGGCCCGCGGAAGCGAGGCCGACCGAGGAUGCCCAAGACGAUCCACUUGCCGAGGGCCCGGCACAGCCCGCCGAGGUGAGGGCUGCCGCCCCGGCGGUGCCCAAGUUGGAUUUCAGCGGCGUCCUCGGCGGAGCUGGCAAAGGCCAGGGCAAAGCACCCCCGCCAAGCGGCAAAAGCAAGGGCAAGGGUCCUCCUUUCACGAGCCCGCCAGUAAGCGCGCCAGCGUCUCCAGAGGCCUCGUCCCCGUCCUCCUCCGGGGCGGGGACGCCAGAGGCGCCCGUGGCGCUGCCGCGGCGCGGGGGGAAGGACAGCCCACCGCCGCCGAAGGGCAAGGGCAAGGGCAAGGCCAGUCUGCCGCCGCCCCCGCCACCGAAGGCGCAGUCGGUCCCCGGGGCGAGGCCCCUAUCGUCCCCAGGGUCCGCCGCCCAGGCGGAGGCGCCCGUGGCGCUGCCGCCGCGCGGGGGCAAGGGUGGCCCACCGCCGCCGAAGGGCGGGGGCAAGGGCCCCCCGCCGCCGCCCCCGCCAGCGCAUGCGCGGGUGGCGCCCGAGGCCGCCGAGGCGGGGGCGCCUGCGGCGGUGACGCCGCGCGGAGGCAAGGGCGGCCCACCGCCGCCGAAGGGCAAGGGCAAGGGUUCCGCUGCCAACGCGGCGCCCAAAGCCAAGUCCAAGCCGAGCGUGCCGCUGUUCGGGCGGCGCCUCGACUGGCAGUCGCUGUCCCAGGAAAAGGUCUCCGGCACGGUCUUCGCGGGUUUCAGCGAGGAGGUGGUGGGGGUCGCGGAGGACGUCACGCUGCUGAAGGCGCUCUUCGAGCAGCCGAAGGUGUGUUCCGCCUUGCCCAACAAAGAGGCCACGAGUGUGAAGCCGAAGUGCCUGGAGCUGCUGAGCGCAAAGCGCGCACAAAACAUCCUGAUCGCGCUCCGGCGGCAGCCGCUCAGCGAGCAGACCGUGGGGGCGCUGGAGCGCCUGGAUUUCGAGGGCGUCGGCCUGAGCCCCGAGGCCUGCCAGGUGCUCAUGGGCGCGCUGCCGACGCCAGAGGAGAGCGCCCUGCUGGUGCAGCACCGCGAGCGAGCCUCCGAGAUGCGCGAGCUGGAACGCACCCUGCUGCCUCUGGCCUGCCUGGAGAAGCCCUCGGUGACGCAGCGGUUGCGCAUCGUGCUCUUCGCGCGCACCAGGGUGGAGCUGGCCAGAGACCUGCGGAGCGCCUUCCGAGAGCUGAAGGGCGCAUUCAAGGACGCCCGCGCCAGCGCGUCGUUCCGCACGGUGCUGCAGCACACGGCGCACCUUGGCAACGUCAUUAAUUACGGCGCCGUGAAGGCCGACGAGCGCGUGGCCGCAGGUUUCUCGUUGGAGGCGUUGCCGAAAUUGUGCCUCUUCAAGUCGGCCAACGACCAGCGCAUCACGCUGCUGCAUGUGCUCGUCUCGCAGGUCCUGGCCACCAGGCCCUCGCUGCCGGAGGCCCUGCGGGGUGAGCUGGCCAGCCUGAGGGCCGCGAGACGGUGGCAGCUGAAGACCCUGGCAGAGGACGUGGCCAUGUAUUGCAAGGAGGCGGACCACGUGGCCGCGGUCGUCGGCUCCCUGGAGCCCGCGGAGGGCGCCGAGCUCGGCCGCGGCGCGCCCACGGCGGGCGCCGAGUACGGGGCCCCGCGAGGGCGGGCGGCCGCGCUCGCGGGGGAGGCCGCGGCGGAGGCGGCGGCGCUACGGGCCGAGCUGGCGGAGGUGCGCGAGGCCGCGCGGCAGGCGCUGGCGUUCUUCGCCGUGCCCGCCAAGCCCGCCGAGCAGGACAGCAGGGCGCUGGAGCUGCUGGGGCUGCUGGACAGCUUCCGGGACUCCUUCCACGGCUGCGCCCAGGAGCUGGCAGCGAACACCCCCCUAGCGGCGAAAGUCCGCUCGCCGAACGGCUCCGGCGAGCCGGCGGCGCCGGCGCCGGCGCCCCAGACAGAGGCGCCGCCCGCGCCCCCGGCGGAGGCGCCGCCGCCGCCGUCGGCGGACCGCUGCGCGCCGGCCUGCGCGGACGCCCAGGAGAUGGCGGCGGGCGCCGCGGCGCCCGCGCGGCCCGACCUGCCGCCCGCGGGCGGCGCCCCGGCGGACGCCGGCAGGCGGCCGAGCGGCCUGGAGUGGCUGGGCUCCGCUCGGCGGUGCCAAGCGAGGGCGCUGCCCCUGCAGCCGCCGCGGACGGCGACGUCGUGCGUGAAGCUCCCGUCAGGGGGAGCCAGGCAGAGGCUGGUCGGGAAGAGCGGCCUGGGCAAGGGGCGGGGCGCGCCGCUCGCGCCGGAAGCGGCUGCGGCCCCAGUUGAUACCAAGCACGGGGCAGCCUCCAAGGGCUCAGACGCCUUCGGCUUCGGCGUCGACGACUUCAGCGAGGAGAUGGCCCUUGCAAAGGAGCAGCCCCCCGAGAAUGCAUGCGGGGGCAGCGGGCCGGUCGGCGACGCGGGCCCUGCAGGCCCAGCCGGGGGCGCGGCUGCCAGUCCCCAAAGCCAGGAGGGACGCGUCCCAGGGCACGCGGAGCUGCGCUUCGGCCUCGACGACCAGGUCCUGGCCAGGCACGCGUGGAGGGCUAGAGGGCGCGCUCUCCUGCGCUGCCGGGUGGCGGAAAACCCCCAGAUGCGCUUCGUGUUCUGCCUGCGGUGCGGCGGGAUUUUGGCGGGCCGCAAGCCCGGCAAGCUGCUCGAGAACUUGUGCCGAGGGCGGGAGUCCAGCGCAGGCAAAGAGCAGCUGCGGCUGGUGCGCCUGUUGCGCUGGCCCCACUACGGCAAGGUGGGACAAGGUGGAGCGCUCGAGGGGCCCUUUGCCCUAGGGCCCGAGGAGCAGCUGCAGCUCGCAGGCGACCUCCAGCUGAAAGGGGACCUGCCCGCGGCAGCGAGCGGCGGGCGUCGCGCUGCUGCUGGCGACGAGCGCCUUCCCGCCACGCCGGCGGAUGCGCCGGGACCCCAGGGCAGGCGGCCCGAGCCGAGGGCGGCGCGUCUCUUCCUGCUCCGCUGCUACGGGCUCACGGAGGACGACCUCGAGGAGGUCCGCCGUGUCGGCCGCGAGGCGGCCCGCACCCAGGCUGCCGACGCCACCGACAUAGUCUCCGAGGAGGCGGAGCUCGUGGGAGCCUUCGCCACCGCGCGGCCCCUGACCGUGCAGAGGUAG
Molecule: messenger RNA, 3484 nt
Organism: Prorocentrum cordatum
Lineage: Eukaryota; Dinophyceae; Prorocentrales; Prorocentraceae
Source: the annotation of a GenBank genome assembly